Fraxinus pennsylvanica is the source of this 1464-nucleotide messenger RNA. NCBI's taxonomy places the organism in Eukaryota, Viridiplantae, Streptophyta, Magnoliopsida, Lamiales, Oleaceae. The record is from the annotation of a GenBank genome assembly.
AUGUAUCCUGCUGGGAUGGAUUAUGGGCGUGAAAGUGGCGCACUUUUGAUUCCCACCCGUUUUGUGUGGCCAUAUGGUGGGAGGAGUGUGUAUAUCACUGGCUCAUUUACUGGGUGGACCCAAUGGCCUAUGACUCCUCUUGAAGGAUGCCCUACCAUGUUUCAGACCAUUUGUAGCCUGCCUCCCGGUUAUCACCAGUACAAAUAUAUUGUGGAUGGUGAAUGGCGACAUGAUGAGCACCAGCCUUCUAUUAAUAGUAACUUCGGAACUGUGAACACUGUCCUUCUGGGCAGGGAAUCCGAUUACCUUUCGGCAAUUGUAUGUCCGCAAAUGCCUCCUGGUUCUACCAUGGAUGUCGAUAACGCAGCCUUUCAGCGUGUGGUCCUAGUAUCAGAUGGUACAUUGCAUGAGCCCUUUCGUAGAAUUUCAGAAGAUGAUUUACAGAUGUCUCGACAUCGUAUAGCUGUAUUCAUGUCCACACACCUGGCUUAUGAGUUGCUUCCGGAAUCAGGCAAGGUCAUUGCUUUGGAUGUUGACCUACCUGUGAAGCAAGCAUUUCAUAUUCUACACGAGCAGGGAAUACCUAUGGCCCCUUUAUGGGACUUCAGCAAGGGGAAGUUUGUUGGAGUUCUUAGUGCACUGGAUUUUAUUUUAAUUAUGAGGGAGCUUGGAAAUCAUGGUUCAAAUAUAACGGAGGAAGAGCUUGACACACAUACAAUAUCUGCUUGGAAAGAAGCAAAAACAUCCCUGAACAGACAGCUUACGGAACAACAGGUUGCAGUUUCAAGACGUCUUGUGCAUGCUGGGCCAGAUGAUAAUAUCAAAGAAGUUGCAUUGAAAAUUUUGCAAAACGGUGUGGCUACAGUUCCUAUAAUUCAUUCACCUUCAGAGGAUGGAUCAUACCCGCAGCUACUACAUCUAGCUUCUCUAUCCGGAGUACUAAAAUGUCUUUGUCUGUAUUUCAGACACUCACCAGGGUCAUUGCCAGCACUUCAAAUGCCAAUUUGUACAAUCCCAGUUGGAACUUGGGUUCCCAGAAUUGGAGAACCAAAUGUUCGGCCAUUUGCUGUGUUGAGGUCGAGUGCUUCCCUUAGUGCAGCACUAAAUUUGUUAGUUCAAGCUCGAGUAAGUUCAAUUCCCAUUGUUGAUGAAAAUGAUUCAUUGUUGGACGUUUAUUCUCGAAGCGGUAUCACUGCUUUGGCAAAGGAUAAAAAUUAUGUGCACAUUAAUCUUGAUGAAAUAACCAUUCAUCAGGCAUUGCAGCUUGGAGAAGAUCCUCAUUCGCCUUAUGAAAAUCGCGUUCAAAGAUGUUACAUGUGCUUGAGGUCUGAUCCCCUGUUUAAAGUUAUGGAGAAAUUAUCCAAGCCAGGUGUUAGACGGCUCAUUAUCGUGGAGGCUGGAAGCAAGCGCGUAGAAGGCAUUGUUUCGCUGAGCGAUAUUUUUAGGUUUCUCUUGGGGCUUUGA